Messenger RNA from Falco peregrinus (peregrine falcon), 1750 nucleotides. RefSeq names its product lysosomal enzyme trafficking factor (gene LYSET). The transcript is spliced from 2 exons. Lineage: Eukaryota; Metazoa; Chordata; Aves; Falconiformes; Falconidae. The record is from RefSeq and is a predicted model, not a curated record. The coding region runs from base 193 to 588 and encodes 131 amino acids.
CUCCCCAUGCCGGAAGUGCCGCGGUUCCGGAGCGGUGGCCGGGCGGCGAUGGCAGCGGGCCGGCAGCGGCGCGGCGGGCCGGUGGGCCCCUCCGCGUCCCGGCGCGGCGGCGCGGGCUGAGGGGAGCGGGCCGCCUGCCGUCGCCCUCCCGCUCCCUCCUUCUCCACCAGAGGGAGGUGCAGAGCAUGGAGAAUGAUGAACUUCCGCCAGAGGAUGGGAUGGAUUGGUGUGGGGUUGUACUUGUUAGCGAGUGCUGCAGCUUUUUAUUAUGUCUUUGAAAUCAAUGAGACUUACAACAAACUAGCACUGGAGCACAUUCAGCAACACCCUAAGGAACCACAGGAAGGAACCACAUGGACGCACUCCUUAAAAGUACGACUGCUAUCCUUGCCUUUUUGGCUGUGGACUAUAAUAUUUUUAAUACCGUAUUUACAGAUGUUCUUGUUUCUCUAUUCCUGUACGAGAGCUGACCCCAAAACUGUUGGGUAUUGCAUCAUUCCUAUCUGCUUGGCUGUUAUUUGCAAUCGUCAUCAAACAUUUGUGAAGGCCUCUAAUCAGAUCAGUAGACUACAACUGAUUGACACUUAGCUCAAUUUCUAGUUUCCGUAGCUGUUCUGAAGCAAUUGCAUAUGCCUGAUCUAAUCAUAAGACUGAAGUUCUGAGUGAAGGCUUGAAAGAGCCUUUUCUUUCAAACUGUUAAGCAAUGAAGAGAGUGACUGUUUUCUAUUUAAAAAAAAAGUUAACUACAAAGGUUUUUAAAUAUGGGUCUAUCAGAAUGGCCAGAGUGGGAGAGUCCUGUGUGACACUUGAUGGAAGUAUUCCUCAUUUUGCCUUAAUGAUGCAAAAUUGCAGCACUCCUUCUGAAACAUCCUGUGGGGGAAUAAGUUUCUGGUCUGUGACUUUACUCCUCUGUGCAAAAAAACUGAUUUCCAAUGUUUUCCCUUGGAGUAAAAUCAAUGAGAAGAUACUACUUUUGUGGUAAAUGUGAAAAGAAAAAUCAGAACACGAUUAUAAAAACGGCACUUAACACAGUUCUUUUGCUUUUUCUUUUUUUUUGAAGUAAUACCUACAUCAGUACUAGUUUUAAUGAAUUUUUCAAAAGUAAGUUUAGAUAUAAAUACAGGAAGCAAAGAAUAAAGUUUGUGUGAACCUUUAAAGGAAAAAAGGUACUUUUUUUUUUUUCCCAUGGUAGCAUACUGUUUUCCAGUGACUGCAGCAUUACCAUGUUGUAGUAGGUAGGUAGUGAGGAGUGGCAAUGGCCUGAGGGUUGGUGUUUUAAACUCUCUUUCCUAUGAUGUCAAAAGUAGCUUAUGCUGGUGUUGGCCUGUGGUCUGCACAAAACUUCAUUUGUGUUUUCUUCUAUCUAUACAAAUCUACUUUGAUUAAAGUUACAAGUGAUUGGAAUUUACUAACAUUCUAAUGUCAGUCCAGACAUGAUGCAAAAGUGUGUUCAGGGAGCGCUGAUAUGCUAGGAGAAACUUUGUAUUUGGGACAGUUAACUGGUAUUAGGUUGGGGGGGGUGUGUGUGCUACAGACAGGUUGUAAGACAGAUAAUCAUGUUUCUUCCAGAAAUUUGAAAAGUAAGAUACCUUCUUCUCAUUCAUGCAAUGAAUGCAAAUUUCUUCAGUCAUACUGAAAUUCCAUUAGAAUUUCCUGCCAUAGUUUCAACUCUGUUUUUCAGUGCUAUGGUUUUUAAUUCUAACUACUUGAUUGUGUAUUUUGAAUAAUAUUGAAUCUGUUCUUUCUUGUC